Messenger RNA from Cephus cinctus (wheat stem sawfly), 2324 nucleotides. Its product is annotated as arylphorin subunit alpha. The record is from RefSeq and is a predicted model, not a curated record. The transcript has 6 exons. The coding region runs from base 103 to 2148 and encodes 681 amino acids. Lineage: Eukaryota; Metazoa; Arthropoda; Insecta; Hymenoptera; Cephidae.
GAUCGGUACGUACACCUCAACCCGGUCGUCGUCGUCUUCAUUGUCGUCGUCGUCGUCAUAGUUGUCAGAGCUGUCGCUGUGAGUUUAAAUUUGCGUUAGAAGAUGUUGAGGUACCUGGUGGUACUAGCGGCGGCUAGCUGCUGUCUGGUCGUGGCUUCGUCGAAUUUUCCUACCAAGACAGCCGACAAGGAUUUCCUUCUGAAGCAGCAAAAGGUUUACCAGCUGCUGUACCAUGUCCACCAGCCGGAUAUAAUUCUACCUGAACUCUACAAGGAAGGCAUGGCAUGGAAUAUCGAAGACAAUUACAACCUCUACGACGACGUGAAAUGCGUCCAAGAGUUCAUGGAGAGAUACCGGUAUGGUAUGCUUCCACGUGGACAAGUCGAUUCCAUCUACUACCAGAACAUCCUAGAGGAGACCAAGUGCCUCUUCUUCGUCUUCUAUCACGCAAAGAACUUCGACACCUUCUACAAGACUGCCGCCUGGGCCCGUGUUCAUAUCAACGAGGGAGUCUUCACCUACGCCUUCUACUUGGCUGUGAUCCACAGACCUGACACCGCAUACAUCCAACUUCCAGCACCCUACGAGAUGAAUCCUUAUUAUUUCUUUAAUAAUGAGAUCAUGGAGAAGGCACACCAUGCUAAAUUCUUUGGCAACCUUGAACAUCAAGGUCCCAGUGGUCAAGAUACCUACAUCAUCCUAGCAAAUUACAGCGCGUGGUACCUGGCUCGUGAGGAUGACUACGAGAGACGCCUCAAUUACUUUACCGAGGAUAUUGGACUGAAUUCUUACUACUUCUACUUCAGACAAAAUUACCCAACUUGGCUUAAGAGCGAAGACUUCUCCUGGGAUCGCAAUUUCCGUGGUGAAGAGUAUCUUUAUGGACACAAACAGAUUCUCACUCGAUACUAUCUUGAGCGUCUUUCUAACGAUCUUGGCACUAUUGAGGACUUUGAUUGGAGUCAAGAAUUCCCUAUUGGUUACUAUCCAUCGUUGACCUAUAACAAUGGUCUUCAAUUCCCAAUUCGUCCUAAGUGGACCAAUAUUCCCUCUUAUAAGUACAAAUACUUAAAGGAAGUACAAGACGUGGAACACCGUAUCACCUCAGCUAUUGAUUCUGGCUUCAUAAUUGACGCCGACGGCAAACUUAUCAAGAUCACCACACCAGAAGGUCUCAACAUCCUAGGUAACAUCAUCGAAGGAAAUUGGGAUUCCCCUAAUCCCAACUUCUACAGAAGCAUCGAUGUUCUUAUGAGAAAGAUCUUCGGCUACAACCUGGAGCCUGCGAGCAAGUAUCAAAUAUAUCCUAGCGCGCUGGAACAUUAUUCUACCAGCUUGAGGGACCCAGCUUUCUACCGCAUUUACAAGAGGAUCGUUUCUUACUAUCUGAGAUACAAGAAUCAACUAACACCCUAUGUACAAUCUGAGGUCGUCUUCCCUGAACUGAAGAUCAACUCAGCAUCUGUUGACAAGUUGAUCACGUACUUCGAAUACUUUGAUGCCCUCUUGAGCAAUGGUAUCCUCGUCGACAGUGCUCAGGAGGCUGAGUCCUAUAACGUCAAGGCUAGACAAUACCGUCUCAACCACAAACCCUUCUCCUUCCACCUGGACAUCAACAGCGAGAAGCCAAUGAAGGCAGUGGUCCGUAUUUUCCUAGGACCCAAGUACAAUGUCCUUGGCAAUGUCCUGGAUCUAUCUGAAAACUACUACAACUUCUAUGAAAUAGAUCAGUUCAACGUUAACCUGGUUGCUGGAACGAACAAGGUCGUGCGUAAGAGUUCAGAUGCCUUCUUCACUGCACCGGAUACUACGUCCAGCGACUACUUCUACAAGAACAUUCUCAAGGGUAUCGACGGCUCCGGGAGUGUCGUUUACGAGGAACGUCUAUUUGGUUUCCCAGAGAGACUUCUUCUGCCUAAGGGUAAAACCGGGGGUAUGCCCUUCCAGCUGUUCUUCCACGUCAGCCCUGUAAACGAGGAGUACACAUAUUCAUCAAGAAUCUGGGGAACGAUCCCAGUUGAUCGUAGGCCUUUCGGCUACCCACUGGACAGACCCGUCCACGCCUUCCAAUUCCACGGACCCAAUAUGCUCUUUAAGGAUAUCCUAAUCGUACACAAAGAAGAGAGUGAUUUCAAUGUAACUAUCUAAUCACUGGUCAAUCAAUCUUGAUAACAUAUUCUCUAAACUGCUCACUCAAUCCACUUCCUAUGCUGACUCACCUAUAGUUAUUUACUUACUUUCUUACUUACUUAUCCUAGUUACUCGCAUAUGCGGUUACGUUGUCGCUAUGUCCCGGUAGCAUGAAUAAAUUUUUAUUAUUUUAA